AUCGUUUUAAUCAUUCAAUAUAUUAAUAAUCCCAGUUUUUUUAGGAGAUAUUUGAUUUUAUGUGUUUUGAUUAUGUAAAUUAUCUCAGAUUUUAUUUUAUACGAAACUGAAGAUAUGUUUAAGUGUAGGGAUAUCUAUGAUUUGUAUAUAUAUAUACGUGGUUUGUCUGCCUUUUUGAUAUAACACACUUUGGGAAGAAGCACAGAGUGUUUUAGUACUAAAAACGUGAUUUACAAGAUGUCUGCCAAUGAGGGGCCUAGUGUUCAAGCUGCUAACAUUACCGAAGUGAACGGAGAGUCAAGUGUUCAACCUAUUACGGACCAAAAUGAUGAGGCUGUGACCCCCAACUUCUAUCACUCACCACGUGGGACCAAGUAUUGGAUUCCUAAUGUUCCUACACCUUUGAAACCUGCUACCGGAAUGGUGUUUGGGAGAUGGGAAGACGCUGUUACCUUGUACCAAGAUUAUGCACAAAGGGCUGGCUUUGACAUCAGGUUAUCAACUGUUGCACGUUAUAAGGGUGUCAUAACACACAGGUACAUUGUAUGCAGCAGAUUCGGUAAUCCGAACUCUAAUACUGGUGACUCCAUGGAUGUAACACCAGCAUCAUCCAAGCAACGUAAUAGCAGUUUUAAGGUCACUGAUUGCCAGGCAUGCAUAAAACUUAAACCAGUUAAAGGUACUGAGGGGUAUAGUAUUUAUAAGUUCAUUGAGCCCCAUAACAUGGUCUUGUUGAUGUGGACAACAUGGAUUUAACAAGAGGGAGAAGACAAUUAACGUUUACGGAGCAGGAGUUUAUUCACAAAGCUCAAACAUCUGGGUUUGGUGCAACUGUAUCGCACCGGAUGCAAGCCUCUUUAAAGGGUGGCGAACACUUGGUAAGAGGUACAAAAACUUACCACAAGAACUUUGCUCGAGAUAUUAGGGAGUUUAUCGGUGAAAGAGAUGCGCAAAUGGUCAUCGAUAAGCUGAAUGGUAACAUGCUUCACUUGGAGAACUUUUAUUUCAAUCACACCGUAGUGAAUGGUGAGCUAAGAUCACUUUUUUGGGUGGAUGAUAUAUGCAAGUGUAACUACAAUGCGUUUGGUGAUGUGGUUGCUUUUGAUGCUACGUACGAUACAAACAAGUAAGUUUACCACUUUAUUAUUUUUUAAAUAACAUGUAUUUGGUUUUACACGCCAAAAUAUGAUUGGCUACAGUAGGUUGCAUACGAUUUACACACAAAAUUCUUGGUAUACUAACACAAUGUGUUGUUCAAAUAUAACAUGAUAUUUGUUCCGUUCACUAGUGUCGACAACCACCAAAAAUGUGUUACGUUUGGGGCUGGGUUGCUUUACAACGAAACAAUUGAGUCGUUCACGUGGUUACUGGAUUCAUUCCUUAAGGCCCACGUCAAGCAUCCACGGUUAGUGUUAACGGAUCAAGAUGCGGCCAUGAAACAAGCGGUUUCCUCUGUUUUUACAGAAUCAACACACCGUCUUUGCAUGUGGCAUGUCACAAAGAAACUCCCAGCAAAGGUUUGUGGUGACAAGUUGGAGAACACCGACCUUCGAUCGCGUAUUCACAAACUUGUAUGGAACGUGUUCAUAAAACCUUCCACGUUCGAGUCGAGAUGGAAAGACC
This is a messenger RNA of Helianthus annuus (common sunflower), 1623 nucleotides long. RefSeq names its product protein FAR1-RELATED SEQUENCE 5-like. The record is from RefSeq and is a predicted model, not a curated record. Lineage: Eukaryota; Viridiplantae; Streptophyta; Magnoliopsida; Asterales; Asteraceae. Gene Ontology annotation, biological process: regulation of DNA-templated transcription. The transcript has 4 exons. Gene Ontology annotation, molecular function: zinc ion binding. The coding region runs from base 238 to 756 and encodes 172 amino acids.